CGCUCUUUUGUUGACGGAAACCAUCUGGAAGCAUGCAAUCGCAACCCGAAAAUGAGAGGUUGGAAAAUGAAGCUGUAUCACAGAGAGUAGAUUUACAGGGAAAAGAUGCCACUGCUCUACCCGGCCCGGCUGCUGAUAACUGUUUAAAUGGCUCUACAGUUGUUUCCAGAUUCCUGCAGGCUGAGCUGGAACUGAAUGCACGGUUACGGAUGCUGUCCUUUGGAAAACCAGUGCGAUACACUUAUAAUCCACUUGAGUAUGCCUGGGACACACAUCAAUGUUAUGUGGAGAAGUACUGUCAAGGAGGACAGAGUGUUCUCUUUCUCGGCAUGAACCCAGGGCCUUUUGGCAUGGCACAAACAGGGGUUCCAUUUGGUGAGGUGAAAGCAGUUCGUAACUGGUUGAAGAUCACGGGACAGGUUGGGCAUCCAGCUGAAGAGCACCCCAAACGACGAAUCACAGGUCUCGACUGUACUCAUAGUGAAGUGAGUGGAGCCCGUUUCUGGGGCUUUUUCCAAGAGCUCUGUGGGGAACCUCACAACUUCUUUUGCCACUGUUUUGUGCAUAACUUGUGCCCACUCAUCUUCAUGAGUGAGUCAGGCAAGAACCUCACCCCACCUGAACUACCUGCUAUGGAGCGUGAUGCGCUUCUGUCCUGCUGUGAUAGUGCACUGUGUCAGGUAGUCACUGCAUUGGGUGUCUCCAUGGUGAUCGGUGUGGGCAAAGUUUCUGAGCAACGGGCUCGACGUGCCCUCUCUGAAGCAGGUAUCAUGGUAAGAGUUGAAGGUAUCAUGCAUCCAUCUCCUAGAAACCCAAUGGCAAAUAAGGGUUGGGCAAGCAUAAUCAGGACCAAACUAGAGAAGCUGGGUGUUUUGAAUUUGCUUACCAGAUGAUUAGUAUGCAUUUAAAAUUUACCCAGCACUGUUUUAGUCUCAGACUUAAUGAAGACAUCGAUGGAGUCAACAGAUGUUUUGCCUACUAAUGGGAUACUUUAUUAACUAAAUAUUUUUAAUGUUUUUAUAAUUUUGUGUAAAUUUUAGAAGUGUAAUAUUUCUUGUAAUGUUGCUUACAAAAUAUUAGUAGAUUCUUUGUUUUGUAGGCCAUUUUGUUCGUGUAAAUGUCCUCAUAUAUUAUCCUGCGGUGUCAUUUGUGGACCUGAAAAAACAAAAAAAUAUCAAAAAGGGGGGGGGGGGGGUAUCCAUUUCAACUUAAUUAAAUCUGCUCUGUAAGUCUUAAUUACAGCAUGCGGGCCAAACCACAAUGAGUUUUGGAGGUUCAUCUGGUUUUGCCCUAGAGUGGAGUGUAAUUUUAUUCUUGGUGGUUGAAUGUUUGGAUGGUUGCAAUAAAUUCUACUUCAUGGUUGCCAAACUAUAAAA
Xyrauchen texanus (razorback sucker) is the source of this 1376-nucleotide messenger RNA. RefSeq names its product single-strand-selective monofunctional uracil-DNA glycosylase 1 (gene smug1). The transcript is spliced from 3 exons. Lineage: Eukaryota; Metazoa; Chordata; Actinopteri; Cypriniformes; Catostomidae. Gene Ontology annotation, molecular function: single-strand selective uracil DNA N-glycosylase activity; oxidized pyrimidine nucleobase lesion DNA N-glycosylase activity. Gene Ontology annotation, biological process: base-excision repair. The record is from RefSeq and is a predicted model, not a curated record. The coding region runs from base 33 to 893 and encodes 286 amino acids.